CUGUGGGUGUGUUUUUCUUUUAUUCUUCAGGAUCCCUCUGUCACUCAGGUGACCACCUCUAGUGCUGAACCAGUUGACCAGUACAGCCCGUUCCCCCAGUCCAAUGAUGGCCUGGCUACUCAGACAACUCCCUACCAGCCGGCCGUGUUGCAGCCAUCCACAGAGCCCAGUCCACAGGCAUCUGCUGCAGCAGCUCAGGCCAACCUGCUGAGGCAGCAGGAGGAGCUGGAGAGAAAAGCUGCCGAGCUGGACCGCAGGGAGCUGGAGCUAAAGAGCAGAGGAUCGACAGGCAAAGAAAACAACUGGCCUCCACUUCCCAAGAGUUUCCCCAUCAAACCAUGUUUCUAUCAGGACUUCUCGGAGGAAAUCCCCACAGAGUAUCAAAGAGUCUGCAAAAUGAUGUACUAUCUCUGGAUGUUCAACUGUGUGACUCUGUUCCUCAACCUGCUGGCGUGCCUGGCUUACUUCACCACCGACGCAACCUACGGCGUGGACUUUGGCCUUUCCAUUCUCUGGCUCAUCCUCUUCACUCCCUGCUCCUUCCUCUGCUGGUACCGACCUGUCUACAAGGCCUUCAGGACGGACAGCUCCUUCAGCUUCUUCUUCUUCUUCUUUGUAUUCUUCUGUCAAGUGGUGAUUUUCAUCAUUCAGUCUGUGGGCAUCCCCAAGUGGGGCAACAGUGGUUGGAUCAGUGCCUUCACCAUCAUCGGCACCAACAAAGCGGUGGGAGCCAUCAUGAUCAUCGUGGCUAUCCUCUUCACUAUAUGCGCUGUUAUAUCUGUUAUCCUGCUCAAGAUGGUCCACAGCAUGUACCGCCGCACUGGGGCCAGUUUCCAGAAGGCUCAGCAGGAGUUCUCGCAAGGCGUCUUCACCAAUAAAACCUUCCAAACAGCCGCCGCCGGAGCCGCCUCCUCCGCCGCUCAGGGAGCCAUGCGGGGAAACAACUAG
Messenger RNA from Menidia menidia (Atlantic silverside), 948 nucleotides. The record is from the annotation of a GenBank genome assembly. NCBI's taxonomy places the organism in Eukaryota, Metazoa, Chordata, Actinopteri, Atheriniformes, Atherinopsidae.